AUGGACUUUCAAAAUGAUGAUGUGGGUGUUCUACCCUACACAACCAUUGAUACGAACAAACAUCGGCAGUUUGUGGGAAUCCCGCAUGGUGCUGAGACGACGGCAGCACGCCCGUGGCACCAGCCCGCAGCAGCGCUGUGGCUCGCCGAGGGUGCGAAGGCGCGAGGGGAGAGCGUCGAAGCGCCGAGGGAGUGGCCACACUGCACUGUGAUUGAUAAAUCUGUGCGUCGUGUUCGGCGAAGUCAAGAGCAGCACAGCGGCAGCGGCAGGCAGGCCGCCGCAACGGAGUCGAGCGAGGUGGGCGCCGAGGUAGCGGGCCCGCACCCGCCCGCCACCGACGGCUUUAUGUACGUGUGCGGAGACAGCGCCGGCGGGCCCGGCCCGCGGUACGAAUGCGCCUUCGAGCCUGGAGGAGGCAUGGAACAGCCAACUUUUGAGGAGCACAUGUUCGGUGAGUUCGGCAAGGAUCGCCACGUGCAAGUGGUCGUGGGUGAAGUCGGCGAGUUGCAGUACCGAGAUGAGAUGCCAGUGUUUGCUGGCGCGGACCACAAACGCAAAGAAGAACCGCUCCUACUGCAGACAGUGGAAUCAGCGCCAGCCCCGCAUCCACCGCCACCUCCGCCACCAUCUACUACCAAGAAGAGUGAGAAAAAGAAAAAUGAUAAUAAUGGCAUCAAGAAAAAAAAGACAAGGACUACUUUCACGGCGUAUCAACUGGAGGAGCUAGAGCGAGCAUUCGAGCGUGCGCCUUACCCUGACGUUUUUGCAAGAGAAGAGUUGGCUCUUAAACUCAACUUGUCAGAAUCACGAGUACAGGUGUGGUUCCAAAAUCGAAGAGCCAAAUGGCGCAAACGUGAGCCUCCACGAAAGACAGGGUACAUAGGUUCCAGUUCUCCAAGCUCUACGACGUUAGGCGGUGGGUUCUCCGGUAUUGGCGGUAAUUUACCAGCAUUCCCUCAGAACGGUCUCCCUGCUCCAGCUGAUUGGUCAUAUCAGCAUUCUUAUGAACUUUCCUCGCAUCAACUUUUGUCGUCUAGCAGUGGUGGGUACCCGGGAUUCAAUACACAGCCAGCAGCAUAUUCAUACACGACAGUGCUGAACGGACAUGAUGGCCAAAUGUUUGCUCCCAGACACGCUUAUGAAUAUGGGGAGGGCAGUCCACCGCCGUUAGGCGUUCGCGAUUAUCCAAUGAUGGCGGCGCACUCUCCACAAAUGGAAGCACAUACACAUGAAGAGAAACUUGAGUAUCGUACACAUGAUCAUGAGGACAAGUAUUCAGCGUGCGCACUUCAGGAGGAACCUCCUCGAUAUGCUCCUCCACCAGACGACUAUGAUAAGUGCGGGAUGGUACCACACGAUAAGCACUACGAGAUGGACAGACACUCAGAUCUCAGCCAACCAGUUGUGGUCAAGAUGGAACCUAGCACCGGCCAAGCAUACACCACACUGCCCCCUUUUUUGAACUGA
Molecule: messenger RNA, 1467 nt
Organism: Arctia plantaginis
Lineage: Eukaryota; Metazoa; Arthropoda; Insecta; Lepidoptera; Erebidae
Source: the annotation of a GenBank genome assembly